Messenger RNA from Odontomachus brunneus, 3407 nucleotides. RefSeq names its product sodium-independent sulfate anion transporter-like. The record is from RefSeq and is a predicted model, not a curated record. Gene Ontology annotation, molecular function: sulfate transmembrane transporter activity. Gene Ontology annotation, cellular component: membrane. Gene Ontology annotation, biological process: transmembrane transport. Lineage: Eukaryota; Metazoa; Arthropoda; Insecta; Hymenoptera; Formicidae. Bases 1290 to 3104 code for a protein of 604 amino acids. The transcript has 10 exons.
GUCGCCUAUUACCGCAUAAUCGCAGCUACGAUUUCGCAGUGUGAUCAUCGCUUUGUUCGCGUUCCAACGCCGUAAGUCACUUACUUAAGAAAAAAGAAAACAAUCAAAAAAAGAACGCACGUAACUCGCGAAACGCCGUCGAGCUCAUCACGAGAUUUGCAGCUGAUGCGCGCAAUCACUUUGGCUGACCCGGACGUAUCGCUAUGGAAAGAGAAAAUGGGGGAAAUUUCAAUGGAAAAGUAAGAUGCGCGGCAGCUGAUCGCCGAAAGAAUCGCAAAGGUCAUCGGUGGAUUUUCGGGGGAAAGGCAACAAGUGCGUUAAACCAUCUUUACUACGAUGAAUAACGAAUAAUGCGUUCUUGACGCACGAGAAGCUCGUUACGCAUGUAUCUGAUCGCAAACAACGUCUGUUUUUCACUUGCGGGUCAGAGGACUCCGUAACGGAGUUUUGCCAUCUGAAAUCUGCCGGCCAUUUCGGUGAGGACAGUGAGGCGAAUUCAAAAAGCAGCCGCUACUCUCGCAGUGGCCUCGUUACUUCCCGGUGCAACGAUAAGGCGCCCGCUCGUUGACGGGCAAAUUGCCGAACGUCGACGACGAUGUCACAUGAGCUACGAGUAACGCAUGCGUUGACACGUGAACGCGUGGAUUGCUACGAGGCAACGAGGCGUGCACAGUUGUGUAAGUGAUCGGUGCGGUGAACAGGUAGAGGGAUCAUAAUGCAUAUUGUGGAUCACGAUCGAGUUUUCCUUGUUUCCUCGAGUCCGUUACCGAACCUCUUCGCUGCACGUCCGGAGAAGCGCGCUUCGUCCUUUGAACGGUGGGAAAUAGUGUGGCAUUAAAUUCUUUUUCCUUUUUUUCUAAUUAAAGCAUAGAUCGAAGCCAAAGAAAAAAGAGAGAGAGAGAGAGAGACAGAUAGACAGAGAAAAACUUGGUAUUUCGUGGAGACCACACAGUGUGAAGAAUGUCCCGCGUGUCGUCUCAUAAUUAUGGUGAACUCUAUCCGUUACCUCCGCCGGAUACUUGAAUUUCCUCAUAAUUUCCAAGCGCCGCUUCUGCGAAAGGGGGACACGCGACGGUAUCCCGACGAUGUCGUGAUGUAAGAACUUGACUUAGAGUCUCGAUCAAUUGACUGGUUAAUUUCGCUGAACAGAGUCUGAGACACAACGCGGGAUACAAAACUCGCCCGACUCAUGAGAGACUUGAGAGAACGCGAGCUUUGACCGCUCUCACUGAUCGACAUUGCUUCCUGCAAGAUUGGGAGGACCUUGGAAGGAUCAGCGAUUGAUAACAAUGACCGAAGUUAAUUUCAUUAAGAGAACCAUCAAGAAGAGGGUUCCCGCUUUGAGGUGGUUGUCGCGGUACAAGGCGGCAGACGCAUUGGGUGACCUCGUUGCGGGCCUCACCGUGGGACUGACCUUGAUACCUCAAGCAAUCGCCUACGCUGGAUUGGCAGGCUUGGACCCGCAAUAUGGACUUUACAGCGCGUUCGCCGGGAGCUUCGUCUACAUCGUCUUCGGGACGUGUCGGGAGGUGAACAUCGGCCCGACCGCGCUCAUAUCACUGCUGACUUGGACGUAUGCGAGAGGGAUUCCCGAGUAUGCGGCCUUGCUGUGCUUCUUGUCGGGAUGCGUGACUAUUUUGCUCGGCAUCCUGCACCUGGGAUUCCUGGUGGAGUUCGUGUCGAUACCGGUGGUGUCCGGGUUCACGUCAGCCGCGAGUCUCAUCAUCGCCUGCAGCCAGAUCAAGGGCCUGCUAGGCCUCAAUAUUCACGGCGAGAGCUUCGUCGACAUAUGGCGCGAGCUGGUCAACAACAUCACCGACACUAAGAUACCGGACUUGAUCUUGUCUUGUUGUUGCAUUCCGACUCUGUUGUUUUUGAAGCAUUUGAAGGACAAAAGAGUCGCCGGUGUCAAGCUAAAGAGGUUCCUCUGGACGAUCGGUACAGCCAGGAACGCGCUCGUGGUCAUCCUCUGCACGGUCGCGUCCUACAUCUUCGAGACGCGCGGCGGUGCGCCGUUCAUUCUCACGGGUCACAUCGACGCUGGUCUCCCGAGGGUCGAGCCACCUCCGUUUUGGCGGACGGUCGGCAAUCAAACCGAGAACUUCAUCGAUAUGGCCACGAACUUGAGGACCGGCAUCUUGGUGGUGCCACUGAUCUCGAUUAUCGGGAACGUCGCCAUCGCGAAAGCCUUCUCGCGAGGCAUGCCCUUGGACGCCACGCAGGAGAUGCUGACCCUCGGCCUCUGUAACGUGGUGGGUUCGUUCUUCCAUUCGAUGCCCGUCACUGGCUCCUUCUCCAGGAGCGCGGUGAACAAUGCUUCCGGCGUGCGGACUCCUUUCGGCGGCGUCUACACCGGUGUUCUAGUCGUACUCGCGCUAACUUUAUUGACUCCGUAUUUUUAUUACAUCCCGAAGGCGACGCUAAGCUCCGUCAUAAUCAGCGCGGUGAUAUUCAUGGUGGAGGUCGGCAUGAUAAUUCCGCUCUGGAAGUGCAAUAAACGUGAUUUAAUACCAGCGUUCGUUACAUUCCUCGCUUGCCUGUUCGCCGGUGUCGAGCUGGGUAUCGUAAUAGGUGCAACGAUUGAUCUCGCUAUACUGAUAUAUCUCAAUGCACGACCGGCGAUAUAUAUCGAAUACAGAAACACUGCGACUGCGAGUUACGUCUUGGUGCGUCCCAGCGCCGGACUUUUGUUCCCGGCGGUAGAUUACUUGAGAAUAUAUCUGACGGAGGUCUUGUCGAAGAAAUAUCAGAGCUCUUUGAAAAAUUCCAGAGUUUUGACGAACGUCGUGCUGGAUUGCGAGCAUAUCGACAAGAUAGACUUUACCGCUGCACAGGGUAUCAGCAUGAUUAUGAAAGAUUUUGACGAUAACAAUCGCCAGUUAAUAAUGCUGCGUCCAAAUGCUGACGUGUUAAAAAGUGUACAAUCGAUGUCAAGCAAGCCGAUCUUAACGGUAAAAAGUGACGUCGAUCUGAUCGCCAUUUUGAACGAUUUAAAAGGUGCAGAGCGAGUGGCUCGAGAUUCGAAGAGUCUUGUCGAAGUAAACACGUCGAACUGUAAGAUCGUCACUGACGCGAUGGAUGAGCUUACCACUACGAAAUUAUGAUACACCUGGGACAAAAGAAUCUAUAGUAUAACAAUCAGACAUAAUGAAAAGUAUUUGUUGUAUUUAUUUUUAUAAAAAUCUUCAAUCGACAAAAAUAAACUGUAUCAUCUUCGUUAACGAUACAGUUUGAACCAUAAUAAGAUAGAAAAAUAGAAUUUAUAUAGAAUACAAUUUUCUGUGUGUGAAACAUUUUAUCUUAAAAUUACAAAAAAUCGAACAAGAAAAUCUUACAUGCUCUAUACCCGUUGGACAGUAUCUUUCGCAAUGACAUCUUAAUAUAACGGUCGCACAUACUCUAGUAUA